Messenger RNA from Haemonchus placei, 1449 nucleotides. NCBI's taxonomy places the organism in Eukaryota, Metazoa, Nematoda, Chromadorea, Rhabditida, Trichostrongylidae. The record is from the annotation of a GenBank genome assembly.
AUGGGUGGUUGUGCCGGAAAAACGGUAGCGACCAAACCGGCUCCACAGCCAUUUCUUGAAGAAAUGAUGCCAAGGGCGAAGACGCCACCAUCCGCGCAAACGAAUUAUCCUUGCUUCAUUGCCUUAUUUGAAUAUGAAGCUAGAACCGAUGACGAUCUUAGCUUCAAAAAAGAUGAGGUGCUGGAGAUUCUUAACGAUACACAAGGUGAUUGGUGGUUUGCUCGACAUAAAGCUACAGGAAAAACUGGCUAUAUUCCUAGUAAUUACGUGGCCAGAGAGAAAAGCAUCGAAUCACAACCGUGGUACUUUGGUAAACUCCGACGAUUAGAUGCUGAAAAGGCGCUUUUACUGCCUGAAAACGAGCAUGGAUCGUUUUUAGUGAGGAAUUCGGAAAGUCGUCAAAAUGACCUGUCCUUAUCAAUUCGUGAAGAAGACUGUAUAAAACACUAUCGAAUUCGUCAACUGGAUCAGGGUGGAUAUUUUAUCGCAAGGCGUCGACCGUUUAGCACAUUGGAAGAGCUCAUCGCUCAUUAUAGUGUCGAUCCAGAUGGCCUGUGUGUGAAAUUGACAAAACCAUGUGUGAAAUACGAAGUACCACAAACAUCUACUUUCACUUACGACGAUCAAUGGGAAAUCGAUCGGCGCUCGGUUCUCUUCAUCAAACAAAUUGGGGCCGGUCAGUUCGGAGAGGUGUGGGAAGGUCGUUGGAACAGUACGGUACCAGUAGCCGUGAAAAAGUUGAAAUCGGGCACAGCAGAUCCGGCUGAUUUCCUUGCUGAAGCCCACAUCAUGAAGAAGCUGAGGCAUCCUAAGCUACUUACCCUGUAUGCAGUCUGUACAAAGGAUCAACCGAUACUGAUAGUGACUGAGUUGAUGCAGGAAAACCUGCUCACGUUCCUUCAAGGCAAAGGACGACAGUGCACACUGGCACAUCUCGUGGAAAUAGCNAUCGCUGCUGGAAUGGCGUACUUGGAGGAGAUGAAAUUCAUUCAUCGAGACUUGGCCGCUCGUAAUAUACUUACAAAAAACCAUUUGAAUGUGAAAAUUGCCGAUUUUGGCCUUGCGAGACUGCUUCAUAAAGAGAAUCAGUACGAGGCACGAGUUGGAGCACGGUUUCCAAUUAAGUGGACUGCCCCGGAAGCCGCUAAUUUCAAUCGUUUCACUACUAAAUCAGAUGUAUGGAGUUUUGGAAUCCUGCUCACUGAAAUCGUGACUUAUGGUCGGAUACCUUAUCCAGGUAUGACCAACGCUGAAGUACUGCAGCAGAUUGAUGCCGGCUACCGAAUGCCAUGUCCACAGUCCUGCCCAGUGGAGCUCUAUGAUCUGAUGUGCCAAUGCUGGCGUGCUGAACCUGAAAAACGGCCUACAUUUGAGACCUUACAGUGGAAACUAGAGGACCUUUUUAACAUAGACGCUUCUGAUUAUAGGGAAGCCUCAACAUCAGCUUAG